CCAUCUAUUUUUUCGGGAUUAGAGCUUAUUGUUAAUCGGGUUACUUUGGGUCACCGUGAUGCUGGUGGGGCCUCGUCUCAUUACGACCUCCUAGCCAGUUUUGGCAUUGGGCACAAGGCAACAUUUCGAAUCGAAGAUCUAGAAGCAGAACUUGAUUAUUUCCCUGGAACAUUAGUAAGUAUUUUGGGCAAGGUUUUGGAGCACUCUGUUGGUCCCUGGAAAAUUGGAGAAAGAUUUGUUGUUGCACAUUUUAUGAAGGAUAAGGUUCAUGAU
Messenger RNA from Suillus bovinus, 273 nucleotides. RefSeq lists its product as uncharacterized. The transcript has 2 exons. Lineage: Eukaryota; Fungi; Basidiomycota; Agaricomycetes; Boletales; Suillaceae. The record is from RefSeq and is a predicted model, not a curated record. The annotation marks the transcript as partial.